AUGGAGAUGAAGAAAGAAAACGUAAACUCUCGGGCGUCCCUUGGGGCAACAUCGAACUCGACAACAUCAAAGUUGCCUCUGGAAGUAGCUGUAAAUUCCACAACUAGAAGUUCUAGUGCUACUAGUUCUAACCUUGAAGUAGCAGCAUCGGGUUCCAGCAGCAUCGGCAGUGCAACAUGCAGAAACAGCGCCUCUAGAGGAAGCAGCGCAUCGUCAAGCGAACUUAGCGUUGUAUCUUCAUCAAGGGGAGUCAUCGCACGAGGACCACACGAUUUUGAUGGAGAUCAUCAAUUAAGCAUUUGCAACUCGCUAAGCCUGCAUGGAGCGCAAGAAGUAGCUCAGUUUAAACCGGCUUCCACAGCUGUCAUGCGCGAAACCAAAAGGCUGAAUCAGGAGUUUUUCGAGGGGAAGGCGCGCAUUGGGAUUUUUCGCAGCUCAAAUCAUCCUUUUCGCCGAUUUCUUUACUUCACACUCGGAAUUUUAUGAGACUACAACAUCAACAUGAGAGCUAUUGUUGUUGGGCUAAUAGAUACUAGAACAAGACAGAGGACAUGACAGUAUCAGUAGUUGUUGGGUUCUUAGAAGAAUAUUUAGACUGACGUUCUUGAUAUUGAUCUUGACGAUCAUUAUCUAGGUCGUUCCGUUUUGCCGUGGAUGUCCACAUCGUGGUACGCUAGCUGAGUUGACCAUAGGCAUGACUUCCACGCUUGUUCUGAGAGACCCUCUCUUCAUACGUUGUAUUAUUGGCAAACGCGGGUCGGCGCCAGUGGGAAAUGCACAAGGACAUCGAGGAGAUGGGCCACGAGCGCGCGGCUCAGAAGUGGUGCCCGCGCACGAUAAAGGCAGCUGCAGAUCAGCAACGCGCGGUCAUGCAGAAGGCUCAGAUAAUCGAUGAUGAUGGAGAUGAAGAGGACGAAGAUGGUCCUUUUUGAAUGGCGGGAUCGUUUUGCACAGUCGCGACGAUUUUCCGUUCUUGACUACGCUAAACAACAAGAACUUCCGCUGUUUUGUUUUGAACAAGAGGUAGUCUUUGGUGAUGCUACUAGCAUUUCUUUAACUUACUAGGUGGGAAUUACCACUUGUUUUGGCAAGACAUAGUAACUGCUUUUGAAUACUCGAUAUAAUGAUGUCGGAAAGCCUACAACUUGGCGGCAGUUCUUCGAGGCAAAGCCUUGUACCGAAUGACCAUGAUAUGAAUCUGUAUCGGUGACGGUGCAUAUUCAUCUUUAUAACACACAGGCACGUCGGUCGUGCGAGUGAUUUAGGUCGAGAAUUAUCGAAGAGAUGGUUGAUUGUUUCUGCUCGGAUGACAUGUGCUUUAGUAAUUUAGUUUCGAG
This is a messenger RNA of Amoebophrya sp. A25, 1337 nucleotides long. The record is from the annotation of a GenBank genome assembly. Lineage: Eukaryota; Dinophyceae; Syndiniales; Amoebophryaceae.